This is a messenger RNA of Blepharisma stoltei, 426 nucleotides long. The record is from the annotation of a GenBank genome assembly. Lineage: Eukaryota; Ciliophora; Heterotrichea; Heterotrichida; Blepharismidae.
AUGAAAAUUAUUUUAGGUUUAUUGAUACUUUUGAUUUCUUCAAAUGCAAGUGAACAGUACUCACAUGAUGAAAAUGGGAACAGAAUUUACCUUGAAAUAUCAUCACAAACAAGAGGAGAUUUUACAAAGUUAAAAAAUUCAGAAAAAAAUACACCCACUUUUACCCAGCUAAGUAACGAUGGAUCUGGGGAAGAUGAUGAUGGUAUGGAAGACGAUACGAAAGUUAUAACCGUAUUUUUACUUAAUAUACUUGCAUGUGUUUUAUGCUGUGGAUUCCUUCAGCUAGUACUAAUGCUGAGCAAAAGAAUGAAUAGUGAACUAAGUGAUAUGAGAAAAAAUUAUAAACAAUAUCAAGGUUUCCUAAGAUUUAAAGAAUUUCGGAGAGCUUGGGCAAAAGAAAAUGAAGGAGAGAGCUCUGAUAAUUAA